Molecule: messenger RNA, 1674 nt
Organism: Populus nigra (black poplar)
Lineage: Eukaryota; Viridiplantae; Streptophyta; Magnoliopsida; Malpighiales; Salicaceae
Product: putative ribosomal large subunit pseudouridine synthase SVR1, chloroplastic
Exons: 10
Coding region: 54-1247 (397 amino acids)
Biological process (GO): plastid translation; maturation of SSU-rRNA from tetracistronic rRNA transcript (SSU-rRNA, LSU-rRNA, 4.5S-rRNA, 5S-rRNA); maturation of LSU-rRNA from tetracistronic rRNA transcript (SSU-rRNA, LSU-rRNA, 4.5S-rRNA, 5S-rRNA)
Cellular component (GO): chloroplast
Molecular function (GO): pseudouridine synthase activity; RNA binding
Source: RefSeq, a predicted model, not a curated record
CUUAACGGCUAAGCUUAACCUCCCGCAGACCAAUCCCAAUCCUCCUCCCUAAAAUGGCAGCAUCGCUAUCCACUCUCCAUCUUCACCACCAACUCACCUUCUUCAGAAAACCCUCACUCUCCCUCCUCAACAAGUCCAUCCGUCCCACACGCAUCACCGCUUCUCUAGAAUUCAACAUCACCUUCGCCCCUCCUAAACCCAAACCCAAACUCCCUGCCAACCUCCAAACCGACGCCGCAUCCCUCUCCCUCCCUCCAGGCCAGCUCUUCAUUCCCUGGAUAGUCCGCGGAGAAGAUGGAAACCUCAAGCUCCAAUCUAACCCUCCCGCGCGUCUCAUCCACGCUAUCGCCGAUGCCAAAACACAACCAAAGAAAAAGAAAGACAAGGUGAAGAAAGAGAGUGGUGGAAACGUGAAGGCCAAGUUGGAAGCGGAGCCUACGCGGUCUAAGGCGGCGCGUAGGUUCUAUAAUGAGAAUUUUAGAGACCAAGCGCAGCGGUUGAGUAAAGUUCUAGCCGCUGCCGGAGUGGCGUCGAGGAGGAGCAGUGAAGCGUUGAUUUUUGAAGGCAAAGUGACUGUUAAUGGUUCUGUGUGCAAUACUCCACAGACUCGAGUUGAUCCCGGGAGGGAUGCUAUUUAUGUUAAUGGAAAUCGGCUUCCCAAGAAACUGCCCCCGAAAAUUUAUAUUGCUCUCAAUAAGCCAAAAGGGUACAUUUGCUCGUUGGGGGAGAAAGAGUCUAAGUCUGUAAUGUGCUUAUUGGAUGAUUAUUUUCUGAGUUGGGAUAAAAGAAAUCCAGGAUUACCUAAGCCACGGCUAUUUACUGUCGGACGACUUGAUGUUGCCACAACUGGGUUGAUUAUCGUGACCAAUGAUGGAGACUUUGCCCAACAAAUUGCACAUCCAUCAUCAAAUUUAUCAAAGGAAUAUAUUGCAACAGUUGAUGGUGUAGUAAGCAAGCGUCAUUUGUUUGCCAUCAGCGAAGGAACAGUCAUUGAAGGUGUCCAUUGCGCCCCAGACUCUGUGGAGUUGUUACCACACCAACCAGAUAGACCAAGACCUCGUCUUCGUAUUGUGGUUCAUGAAGGGAGGAACCAUGAGGUCCGAGAACUAGUAAAAAAUGCUGGGCUUGAGAUUCAUUCAUUGAAACGUGUCCGCAUUGGUGGUUUCAGACUCCCAUCAGACCUCGGGCUUGGGAAGCAUGUUGAGCUAAAACAAACUGAUCUGAAGACUCUGGGAUGGAAAUGUUAAGGGCAGUCGCUGCAAAAUAGCUGGAGUUUUACAUUCUCUUCCUGGAAGCAACUUUCAAAAUCAGAUGGAACCCAGCUUCAAGGUUCUAAUUUACGAGAGGUGCCUAUGCUUUUUGCACGCUAUUGCAUUGUUGGAUGGCAUAAGUAUUUAUGAAUCGGAAUGGCCUUUAAAUUGAAGGGAUUGAUCUAUACCACUGCAUGAGAAGAAGGCAAACUAUGUCGGGGAAGCUUGCAUUACGAGCAUCAAAAUGUAAAUCCAUCAAUUGAAUCUGCAAAUAUCUUGGUUGCAAGGAGGAUCUGUAUGCAUACAAUGGCAAUGUAAAUGCGAGUGAAGAGCCUACAUGUGGUUUUUCAUGGAAUCAAAAAAUAUUAACUUGUCAUAGAGAUCAAAGGUAUGGAGAUUUCAUGACCUAUUUUGAUUACUUGAA